Molecule: messenger RNA, 1830 nt
Organism: Protobothrops mucrosquamatus (brown spotted pit viper)
Lineage: Eukaryota; Metazoa; Chordata; Lepidosauria; Squamata; Viperidae
Gene: CD93
Product: CD93 molecule
Exons: 1
Coding region: 19-1797 (592 amino acids)
Biological process (GO): cell migration
Cellular component (GO): extracellular matrix; external side of plasma membrane
Molecular function (GO): extracellular matrix protein binding; extracellular matrix binding; calcium ion binding
Source: RefSeq, a predicted model, not a curated record
CUCCUUCGUGCAGCAAAGAUGGGGAUUCUCCAGCAGGUAUUUUGGCAGCUGCUGCUUUUGGGACUGACAGCUCAGCCCAGUGAAGAGGUAGAAGCUUUGUGUUCUGGGACUACUUGCUACACACUGAAUUUAGGACGGUUCAGUUGGAUCGAAGCUCAGCAAAAGUGCAAAGACAAUGGGGGUAACCUGAUGACUCUGAAAAGCCAAGAGGAGGCUUUGCUUGUCCCACAGCUGCUCACCAAGAUGCCCAAAGGGGAAGCUGGCACAGUUACGGAGGUAAGAUUGUGGAUUGGGCUUCACCGAAAGAAAGGCAAAUGCUAUGAGAAACAUCGGCCAUUGAAGGGCUUCCGCUGGGUGACAGGUGAGGACACCCAGUACUCUAAAUGGGGACAGGAACCCCGGGAAACAUGCUUGUCAAAUAUGUGUGUGACCCUUCAGGGGACUCCCUUCUCAUCUCGGGAACUGUCCUGGGCAGACAGCCUCUGUGGUAAUGCAACUGCCGGGUUGUCAGGCUUCUUGUGCAAGUUCAGUUUCCAGGGAAUGUGCCGUCCACUUAUACUGGCAGGGCCAGGCGUGGUCAGCUACAGCACCCCUUUUGGUGUAGCCACUGAUUUCCUUGAAACUGUACCUUUUGGCUCCGCAGCUGAAGUAGCAUGUGAACCCCAAGGAGAGGAGAUACCUGACACCUUCCUUGUGUGCAAGCCACAGCCAAACAGCAAUAUCUCUGAAUGGAGCAGCCCAGGUCCAUUUUGUGCUUCACCCACUUAUGGUUGCAGCUACAACAAUGGGGGUUGCGAACAUGAGUGCCUGAAUCAGGGCAAGGGUUUGUUUCAAUGUGCAUGCCGCUCAGGAUACCAACUUAGAGGGGAUCACCUUUCCUGUGUCCCUGUGGACUACUGUAGCUCCAAUCCAUGUCAAGGACAGUGUAAACCAUACCCUGGUGGUUUCCAAUGCCUCUGUGCUUCUGGUUAUAUUUUGGCUGAUGAUGAGCGGAGCUGCAUUGAUGUGAAUGAGUGUGGUGCACCUCAAAGUCCUUGUGAACAAAUAUGUGUGAAUACCAAGGGAUCCUUCACAUGUCGUUGCAACCUAGGCUAUAUGCCUGCUGAGUCUGACCACCAGGCAUGCCAAGACAUUGAUGAGUGUGCAAGGAAUACACCAUGUGACCAGAUUUGUGUAAAUACUCAUGGCUCCUUCCACUGCUCUUGCCAGCCAGGAUACCAGUUGGAAGGUAUUAAUAGCUCUUCUUGUCUUGAUAUGGAUGAGUGUCAGGAAGAACUUUGUGAACAUACGUGCAUCAAUCAAGUUGGCAGCUACCUGUGCUCUUGUAUGCCUGGCUGGAUUUUGGCACCUAAUGGUAUCUCUUGUCUCUUGGAUCCGACAAGCAGCAUCUCUUCACCACCCACUGAGGGAGGAGAAUGGAUCCCAACAGACAUUCAUCCUGCUUCAGAGUUACCAGCCCUGCUGACUGAUCCUUCACUUCAAGCCGAGCUAGAAAGAGACUUCGCGUCCCAGGAUUCCACCCUUCAACCAGCUGUGGUCAGCACUGCACUGGAGAACAAACCCCGGAUCAGAGAUCAGAGGAUAGAUAAGGAGAGUCAUGACUCUAAGCAUUUUUUAUAUCAUAUCUUGGGUGGUGUGGGCGUUUUAUUCCUGGUGUCUUUUGCCCUAGGUUGGGUCAUCUACAGGAAAAUAAAAGCCAAGGAAGUCAAGAAAAAUUCUAAGAAUGUCACAGAUAAUUACUCUUGGGUACCAGAUCAGGGAGAGAGCAGGGCAGCAGGAAGCAAGGAGGGCUUGUAGUCAAUGAUGUGAUUUUGGUGUGAGAAGGAAGGA